Molecule: messenger RNA, 1243 nt
Organism: Etheostoma spectabile (orangethroat darter)
Lineage: Eukaryota; Metazoa; Chordata; Actinopteri; Perciformes; Percidae
Gene: twist1b
Product: twist family bHLH transcription factor 1b
Exons: 2
Coding region: 163-669 (168 amino acids)
Biological process (GO): regulation of transcription by RNA polymerase II; developmental process
Molecular function (GO): protein dimerization activity; RNA polymerase II transcription regulatory region sequence-specific DNA binding; DNA-binding transcription factor activity, RNA polymerase II-specific
Source: RefSeq, a predicted model, not a curated record
AGUUUCUCAAGUAUCAGAAAAGAUUUGUCCUCACAGGAAACCAUCUAUGGAUACUUUGGUGUCUUUAAAGCCAGAUAAACUUACAGGUGGACCAAUUCCGUGACUUCAUGAGAGGGAAACCAUUUUUUGGACACUUUCUUGUCGCCAUCUACCCAAGUGGAGAUGUCUGAGGAAAAUCUGGGGGAAGAGUCGGGCAGCUCUCCUGUCUCUCCUGUGGACAGCUUGAGCAACAGCGAGGGGGAGCUGGACAGACAGCCGAAGAGGUGUGGGAGGAAGAGGAGACCGAGCAGGAAAAACGGGGAGGACUCAGAUAGCCCGACCCCUGGGAAAAGAGGGAAGAAGUCCAGCAGCAGCAGCCCCCAGUCUUUCGAGGAUCUCCAGUCGCAGCGGGUCAUGGCAAACGUCCGGGAGCGACAGAGGACCCAGUCUCUCAACGAGGCGUUCGCAUCUUUGCGGAAAAUUAUCCCCACUUUGCCCUCAGACAAACUCAGCAAAAUACAGACCCUAAAACUUGCAGCCAGAUACAUCGACUUUCUCUACCAGGUGCUGCAGAGCGACGAGCUGGACUCCAAAAUGUCAAGUUGUAGUUAUGUGGCUCAUGAGAGGCUGAGCUACGCCUUCUCUGUGUGGAGGAUGGAGGGCGCUUGGUCCAUGUCAACAUCCCACUAACAUCUGGAGAAAUUAUGCCCUAUAUGAUGACUGCUGAAUCUACUUAUCACAUUCCGACGGGACAAAUCUGGAGUCCAAUGCUGGAUACAUGGGAUCCCUCUAUUUAAACCAAAGACCACAGAAGCUCUGGGGGAUCAUUUUUGCAGAGGCCCGAUAGGGACCUGCAGCCGUGUGAUUGCCUAUGGCUCACACACUCCCAUUCUGAUGCGUUUUCACUUAGCUGACGACGAAUGUUAAAUCAUGUUUUAGGCUUUUUAUUUUAAUUUUAUUUUUUUCAAGGAAAGGACAUUUUGAAUGCAUGUCUUUGGAAUUAUUUUUGUGGAGGUCAAAGUGCAUUAUUGAAGCAGUUGUGAGACUGUCAACUGGUGGUGCAGCUCACAUUAUAGGCUGACUGUGUGGAUCUAACCUGUGCAACAACAACAAAAUAUUUUCAAAAUACAUUUAUUUAUUUAUUGGUGAAACGUGUUACAUUGAGGAAUAGAUCCUGUGUCUGAAAUACAAAUACAUUCCUAUUUUUAUCAUCGUUUCUUUUGUAAAUGUCUGUAUAUUUUUUGCAUUAAAGAAAAUGAAGACU